Molecule: messenger RNA, 618 nt
Organism: Hordeum vulgare subsp. vulgare (domesticated barley)
Lineage: Eukaryota; Viridiplantae; Streptophyta; Magnoliopsida; Poales; Poaceae
Product: probable histidine kinase 4
Exons: 2
Coding region: 1-333 (110 amino acids)
Source: RefSeq, a predicted model, not a curated record
AUGGGGAUGGGGGUGGGAGGAGGGGAGGCGGCGGCGGCGGUGGCGGUGGGGGAGGAAGGGAAGGAGGAGGGCAAGGGGUGGCGCGCCAAGUCGAAGCUGAGCGCGGCGGUAGGGGUGGCGCUGGCGUUGAGCGGGGUGCUGGUGCUGCACCGCAGCCUCCGCCACAACGCGCUGGUCAAGGCCGAGGAGGGCAUCGUGUGCAUGUGCGAGGAGCGCGCCCGCAUGCUGCAGGACCAGUUCGCCGUCUCCGUCAACCACGUCCACGCCCUCGCCAUCCUCGUCGCCACCUUCCACUACGAGAAGCAGCCGCCCGCGCUCGACCAGGAAACAUGACAUCCUCUUGUUCGUGGUGUUCUGCAUGGUGGAUUUUCUUGGAAAAUCUUUGUCGACCCACAGCUCGGCAUCUUUUUGCCGAGAUGCACCUCGGCGUUUAGGGAGCCUCCUCUUGACUGGGUCCCUUACGUAGUCAUUCAGCUGGGGAAAUAUUUGCCGACCCACAUUUCCGCAUCUUCCCUAUCGACCUGCACCAUGGCGUCUUGGAUAUCUCCUUGUAUGCAUCAGUUUCGAAACAUGCCUUUGGUCGAAAUUGGGUUGCCCACCUCCCGUACUUGCCCCUUA